This is a messenger RNA of Ostertagia ostertagi, 495 nucleotides long. Lineage: Eukaryota; Metazoa; Nematoda; Chromadorea; Rhabditida; Trichostrongylidae. The record is from the annotation of a GenBank genome assembly.
ACGUUCCCUAUCCGGGGUGGCCAAGUUGGCUUUGCGGCGAUUGGAUUUACUCUGCGAACGGUGCCAGGUAGCAGCCAAUUGCUAUACCCUUCCCAUGAUAUGAGUGUUAGACUCAAUUGGAAAUAUCUUGGUAAACGGAGAAGAGAGGGUCCAGCAACGAUCAUGCGGAUGCAGAGAUUUUUGCCAGAGAUGAACCGCUUCAUCACGACGCUGACUUCUGCUUACGACAUCUCCCAGCAAAACGUCCGCGUAGGGAUAAUCGCUGUCGGAAGUGACGAAAAAGGCGCGGCGACGGUUGCAAACUUCAAAGCUAUCGACUCAUAUGGUGCUUUGGUUUACUAUAUAAACUUUGUCAAAGAAGAAUAUGCGGAUUUCAAACAUGACGGCCAAGCGCUUGAGGAAGCAUUUUCAAUUGCUGCGCUCAGGGAAUUCAAGGAUUCCGGUUAUCGAACCAAUCUCAAGAAUCACGUCAUCGUUUACGUCACAGCUACUACG